AUGUGUUUCGUUACGUCUUUUGAAAACUAUAAAGACUGUUCUGGUGGAGUGUGUGUGAUUAUGCGUAAGUACGAAGUCGUAUAUAAUGUAUCCGAUGGUCGUACAAUCGAAUCAACAACAAUAGAAUCUGGAGGACCUGGACCAAAUUCGGUCAAUCGCACGGCGUCGUGUUAUUAUCAUAGUACAAAAGUGAGAACUGUUCGAUGGGAAUGGCCAAAUCCACUAAUACUUCUGGAUACGAAAAUUAUGGUGGAUAAAUCAAGAGACUCUCAAUUUUCAUCAAAAUAUAUGACUGUGAAUGAUGAACAAUAUCAAGACGGUUUUGAGAAGGCGGUAGACUCUACAAAGAAAUCAUCAGAUUCGACAAAAAGCAAAUAUUUUUAUACAAUUAUGUUGUUAUUUGUGAUUGUUUGUGGCAUCGUGACCGUAAGUGUCUUUCAAUACAAAGUUCACACAAAGCAUGAGGAUCAAGACACAGAUAUCGACCAAACAUCAAUACCGAUCGAUGGCAGUCCUCAGUUACGCAGCGGUUCUUCAUAUCACAGAGAAUAUCGUCCUGAAAAACUUGGCCAUAUGAAUAUUUAUAUGCGUAAACCAGUUGAUCACAGUAAUCGACGGGAUUUUGAACGAUAUCGUUUUCCAGUCGCACGCUAUGAUCGUAACCGAUUUCCACUGAGAGGUCCAUUUCUAAGUUUCAUGCCACAAAUACCAUUAUUUGUUGAUCGACUAACGCAACAAACAAUCAUAUUCUCACCAUCAGGAGUCUAUAUUCUACCACCAGUGAUCAACUUUUUUGGACGAAGAUUUUCCAUCGCAGAUUUAAUUGCUUCUGGUUAUGCAAGUUUAGUUAGUAGUGGUGCUCCACCCACUGGUCCAAUUAACAUGAUGCCUUAUUUUCAACCAAUACCAUUAUAUGGUGCCGGUAUACCAACCAUCGAUUCAUUUACCGGUGGUUUUCGUGGUGGUAUUCGAACAAAACACAGAUCUUUUGAUAUACGAAAACAAGAAAGAGAAUAUGUGGAUAUUGAAUCGACAUAUGAAACUGAAGAAGAUUAUGAUGAAGAAACUGACAGUGAAGAGCCGCCAUAUUCAGAACACGAAUAUAGAAAAUCGCCAUCGUAUCGAUAUGAACGUCCUCGGUAUCAUCAGACAGGUACAAAACACACAACCAAAAGUACUACUCCUCAAAUUCCGGUAUCUAAUAUAGAGUGGGGACCCUGCACACAUCCUGCUCUCAUCCAGACACCAGCUGAAUGUGGUCUUCUGUCCGUUCCACUCGAUUACAAUCGUCCACAAGGAACCAAAAUCAAAAUAGCAGUAUCACGUAUCAAACAUACAGUAUUGGACGACAACUUCCAAGGCGUUAUGUUACUCAAUCCAGGAGGUCCCGGUCAAUCUGGUUUACCACUAGUUCUCAUAGUACAAGCGUUUCCAAUAGAAGUCAGUCAGACAUAUGAUUUCAUUGGGUUCGAUCCACGUGGUGUAGGUUCCAGCGAACCGGCCGUCAGAUGUGAACUUACUUCUUCCAAAGAUCCCCUUCCAGAGCCUAUUCCAUCGACUCAAAACUUAGAAGAUAUUUGGUUGAAUAUUACAGAAACGUUUGCUUCGAACUGUGCCAAGAAUAAUAAACUAUUGCUUCCAUAUAUGACCACAGUUGAUACUGCAAAAGAUAUGGAAAGCAUUCGUUUAGCUCUUGGACAAGAACAAAUAAACUAUUAUGGAUUUUCUGCUGGUACCUAUCUAGGUCAAAUCUAUGCAACAUUAUAUCCAACUCGUGUGAGACGUAUGGUUCUUGACUCAAGUAUCGAUCCCGAUAAAGUGUGGUAUCCAGCAAAUCUUCGUUUACCUGAAAGUAUUAAUCGCAAUAUGGAAAUCUUCUUUCGGUGGAUAGCAAAACAUACGAAUGUCUACCGUCUGGGCAAUACCAAAAGCGAAGUCGAAUUUCAGUGGUUUAAAGUACGAAAUCAAUUAGAAGGAAAUCCGAUCAAUGGUAUAAUUGGCCCAUACGAAUGGGCCAAUCUAUUCUCUCCGGUCGCUUAUACGCAAGAAUCAUGGUUAACAUUCGGAGCAGCUCUUAGCGAAUUGGUGAACGAAAACAAUGCGACUCUAAUUGUACAACUAUAUCUAGAACUAAUCGCUCAACAGGGAAAUACUGCAGACGCCUCCUCGUUCACUAUGUGCACUGAUGCUCCUUCGCCUCGAAACUGGGAGAAGGUUCGACUAGACUUUUGGCGUGUUUAUCCACAGGCUCCUAUAACAACCUGGCCUAUUGCCUGGGGGAGUGCACCUUGUUUAUACUGGGCUAAAAAUGGACAUAAGUCAGUGAUUGUGAACGGUGAAGACAUUGGUGAUAUCCUAUUAGUCAUUCAAACUCUGGAUCCCGCUUUACCAUUGAAUGAUAGUUUAAAAGUUCGAGAACUUUUUCCUCAUGCUAGACUUAUUGCAGUUACAAAUGGAACUACACAUGCCAGCAGCUUGCGAGGUAACUUAUGCGUCGACAAUGUAAUCAUCACAUAUUUUCAAUCAGGCAAUGUUCCACCACGACAAAAUGGUAACGUUGCUGAUGUUAUAUGUUCGCCAUUGCCAGAACCGAGUCCAGCUUCUCGCAUGGCAGCACAAAAACAAAAUAAGUUUCGUUCCCAUCUACAUGGGCACAUGCAUAGAUUGCAUAGAUGA
Messenger RNA from Adineta ricciae, 2676 nucleotides. Lineage: Eukaryota; Metazoa; Rotifera; Eurotatoria; Adinetida; Adinetidae. The record is from the annotation of a GenBank genome assembly.